Mesorhabditis spiculigera is the source of this 1338-nucleotide messenger RNA. Lineage: Eukaryota; Metazoa; Nematoda; Chromadorea; Rhabditida; Rhabditidae. The record is from the annotation of a GenBank genome assembly.
AUGACCUUCGGCCAGCUCGAUGAAACGCGCCCGAAUCGCAGCUUCUACGUGAAGAACAUCCCCGAGGAGUGGAGCGAUUGGGACGUCUUCGAGGCGUUCACCCGCUUCGGCCUCGUCCACAACGUCCACUUUCGCAAGAUGGCCGACCAGCCGAAUGGGCAGCAUGCGUUUCUCGACAUGCUCACCGACGAGGCGGCCGCCAACCUCAACAAGUCGAUCGCCGUCAGCCACAAGAUGAAGCACAACGGCGCCACGCUUAUUAUUGACCAAAAGAAGCAGCGCACCGAGCUGAUCAAGCUGCGCGAGGCCCGGCUGCUCAACGCCGAGGACAACAAGGAGAACGAGGCACCGGGCGGGUCGGCAGAGAAGAAGAAGGCCAACCCGAAUGGCUACUGGACGGUGCCCGAGGGAUACAAGCCGCGCCUCUCCGACGACGGCCCGACCCCGCCCGCCCAGUCGACCAAGAAGAAGACCGAAGCCGCGCGAGCCGUCAAGACUCUACCCUUCCAAGACCUCAAGCUUCAUCAAGAGACCGGCAUCCUGCUCGCCGAGACGCCCCGCGACCACGUCGACGUCGGCGCCGAGCUGACCUUCUUCGUGAGGCUGCACCCGUCUGUUGCCAUGCCGAGCUACGAGCACAUGCAGCAACAGUUGAACACCUACGUGUCGAUUAAACAGUCGGACGGGUUCAACGCGCAGGAGGGUGACUACGUCAUCAUCACGUCGAAGGACGUCGGCUACCGCGCACGCGUCGUCGCCCGCAAGCCCACCUCGCACGUCGUCUACCUGGUCGACUUCGGGAAGGAGGUCGAGGUGCAGCCCGACAACAUUUGGCUGAUCACCGACUGCCAAGCCCAUCGUCAAAGCGACUUUUUCCUGCCCACCACGGUUUACAAAUGCCAGCUGUACGGCGUCGACUACGGCUCGGCGGAGAACGUGGAGAAGACGCUGCGCGUUUUCGAUGCGUUCCGGAAGAAGAUCGGCGGCCAGAGCAUGAAGAUGACGGCCACGACAAGGGGCUACAAACGCGACUACAACCUCGUGCAGGUCAUCGUCGAGAACCAUCGGGAUAAAGUGGACGAGCUGAAGGACCUGGCGCUGGCCCUGGAGGAGCGCGAGCUCUGCCGCUACGUGCAGCCCCAGGACGCGUUCAUCUACACGAAAGAGGAGCUGCUCACCCUCAACGAACAUGCCGAUGUCGCCGGAUUGGUGAUGGAUAUCCCGGCCAAAAUCAACCUCAACGCCCCCGCAGACGAGAAGCCGAGCAACACCAACCCGGCCGGCGGCCUGCUCAACACGGUCAAGCACUUCUUCUCCACCCCCAAGAAACAACAACAA